GGUGGCUAGGAGGGUGGCAGGAGCAGAGGAGCUGUUGCACCAUGGAAUAUGAAGCCAAGAAAGGGAAGAAGGGCUUUGUGUCCCCCAUUCGAAGGCUGGUGUUCCCAAAGGCUUCACGCCAGGCUGCCUUCAGGAGCAAUGUCAGUCGCAGGCCCUUACACUCUAUGCCUCUUUAUCCCCCUGACUACCUCAUCGACCCCCACAUCCUGCUGUGUGACUACCUGGAGAAAGAGGUCAAGUUCCUGGGCCACCUCACAUGGGUGACUUCCUCACUGAACCCCUCCAGCCGAGACGAGCUCCUGCAGCUGCUGGACACGGCCAGGCAGCUGAAGGAGUUGCCUUUGAAGAUCACACCAGAGCAGGACAGUAUCCUGAGCCUCUCUGCACGCUGCCUGCUGCUUACCUGGCGGGACAACGAGGAGCUUAUCCUGCGCAUCCCCACGCACGAGAUCGCCGCGGCCUCCUACCUACAGGACGACGCGCUGCACCUGCUAGUGCUUAAGACAGGUCUGGGCGUGGACCCGGUGCCGGCGGGCGUAGAUGCCAGCCCCGGAGGUUCGGGUCGCGAUCCCGGCCCUCCGGGGGCCGCGCCGGAGAAACGACGGGUGGGCACGGCGGAACGACGCCACACCAUCUGCAGCCUGGACUGGCGCAUGGCGUGGGGCGGCAGCGCGGGUGCAGAGGCCCGAGCGGCGGGCGGCGGCGGCAGUCUGGAGCGACAGCGCGCCGGAGCCAGGGCGUCGGGCAGCUGGGAGCGGCGACAGACGUUCAGCGGUAGUUGGGAGCGGCGGCACGCAGGUGGCGGCGCGGGCAAGCCUGGUGGCAGCUGGGAGAGGCGGCAGGCGGGUGGCGGCGUCGGCGGCAGCUGGGAGCGACGCCACCCGGGCCCCAACCCGCUGGAUCCCCAGAACCCCAGCCCCGAUGCGUACUGCAACCUGGUCAUCCUGGCUGUGGCGAACAGAGAUGCUGCUGAGGAGUCCUGCGCAGUCAUCUGUCAAGUCUUCCAGAUCAUCUAUGGGGACCAGAGCAUCGAGUGUGUAGACCGGGCCGGCUACCACUACAGAUCCACUCCGAAGAGGCCGUGGCUCUCCAGCUGCAGUGAGAGCUGCCGCACGGAUGGGACGUUUGCCUAUGACGCCGACUUGAGCUGCUGCAGCUCCUUCAAUGGCUCUCAGGACACAUUUGAAGCGUGUUACAGUGGCGCAUCCACACCAUCUUUCCACAGCUCCCACUGCAGCAGCAUUGACCACAGCAGCUGGGCCUUUGAGCAGCUACAGGAUUACAUGGUCACGCUACGGAGUAAGUUGGGUCCCCCUGAGAUCCAGCAGUUUGCAAUGCUGCUGAGAGACUAUCGCCUGGGGCUGCCUAUCCAGGACUACUGCGCAGGCCUGCAGAAACUCUACGGGGACCGGCGGAAGUUCCUUCUCAUCGGGAUGCGGCCCUUCAUCCCAGACCAGGACAUCGGCUAUUUCGAGGGCUUCCUGGAGAGUAUGGGUAUCCGCGAGGGUGGCAUCCUUACUGACAGCUUCGGCCGCAUCAAGCGUAGCAUGAGCUCCACGUCUGCCUCUGCAGUGCGCAGCUACGACGGGGCAGCCCAGAGGCCUGAGGCGCAGACCUUCCACCAGCAGCUGGCCGACAUCACGCAUGACAUUGAGGCACUGGCCCCUGACGAUGAUGACGUCUAUGAGGAUGUCUCCACAAGCGGAGGCGACCAGGGUGAAGACAACUACCUGUAGCUCUGCGGAACACUUGCCCGUAGAACACCAUGCCCAGGGUGCCUAGACUCCUGGGUUCCCUCCUUGCCUUCUGGGCGUCUGUCU
Molecule: messenger RNA, 1820 nt
Organism: Acomys russatus (golden spiny mouse)
Lineage: Eukaryota; Metazoa; Chordata; Mammalia; Rodentia; Muridae
Gene: Ccm2l
Product: CCM2 like scaffold protein
Exons: 10
Coding region: 42-1736 (564 amino acids)
Biological process (GO): heart morphogenesis
Source: RefSeq, a predicted model, not a curated record